Molecule: messenger RNA, 1131 nt
Organism: Sparassis crispa
Lineage: Eukaryota; Fungi; Basidiomycota; Agaricomycetes; Polyporales; Sparassidaceae
Product: RNA exonuclease 4
Exons: 6
Coding region: 1-1131 (376 amino acids)
Biological process (GO): rRNA processing; ribosomal large subunit assembly
Cellular component (GO): nucleus
Molecular function (GO): nucleic acid binding; 3'-5' exonuclease activity
Source: RefSeq, a predicted model, not a curated record
AUGAAAGCAGUUGAACAGGGACCUUCGUCUAACUGGCUCGCCCUGCAGAAGAAGUUACCAGUGUCUGGCAAGAAGAACGACGGCGUGUCUGCCGCAAGUGCGAGGAAACGGCGGAAGAUCGGGCACACGAGCAAUGCCGAUGGUGAAACUGUGGAGGAGAUUCGUUACGCAGCGGCGGGAACAUCAUUUGCGCGCGGUCGUACCCAAGAACAACUACUGGAGCUGCCGGACUCCGUAGUCAACGGAGAGUCUCUGUCCGCACUACGCAAGAUGAUCUCAGGCGAGCUCGAGUAUUCUUCUGCCCACCAACAACCUGGGAAAUACCUCGCACUUGAUUGCGAGAUGGUGGGCGUCGGGAUCGAGGGGAAGGAGUCUUCACUUGCGCGCGUUAGUCUUGUGAACUACCAUGGAGCGGUACAGCUAGACGUCUUUGUGCGCCAGCGGGAGCAUGUUGUGGAUUAUCGGACGGAGUUUAGUGGCGUGCGUGCGAGUGAUAUGGUCAACGCAAAGCUGUUCCCAGAGGUGCAAAAACAAGUUGCAGAGUUGCUGAAAGACCGUAUACUAAUAGGACAUGCGGUUCAUAAUGAUUUGAAGGCUCUUCUACUACCACAUCCGCGUUCCCUCACGCGCGACACCCAGGUAUAUGCGGCAAAAUACAAGGUCACUCGCAGUCGGCGGAUAGCGCUCCGACAUCUGGUCCAGCAGGAGCUCGGUGUGAUCAUCCAAGGAGGCGAGCACUCCAGUGUCACAGACGCGAGGGCAACUAUGGCAGUAUUCCGUCUUCAUCGAAAAGAAUGGGAGAAGGGACAGAGACCAGACGCUCUCCCUUCCACCACGACUCGCUCGACGGCUAAACGGAAACGAGCGCCCACCGAGGGGGAAGAUUCUGGGUCAACUGCGUCGCCCACUCCUUCAAAGCGGAAGGUGGAUUCCCCGGGAGGCGGGAGGAAGGGCGUAAGUUCCGGACUGUCGACGAUCGUCAAGAAGCGCGAUAAAGGACGCGAGGUCAUGACGAAAACACGAAAUACGAACAUCAAACGCGACGUGGGCUCUAAUACGAAGGGUAAAUGGUGGAAGGAGCUUGGUGUUACCUCGUCAAAGGGCUCGAUAUCGCUCAAGGUUGGGAGGUAG